AUGAAAUGGAGCAAAUCUAAAAUUGGUUUCGCUAUUUUUGUUUAUAUAUUGAUAUAUUAUUCUCUUUUUGGUUCAUUUUUAAUACUCUUUUCUAAAAUAAUAAACUUUAAAGAGCAAUGGUACAUAAUAUUUCUUGUGUUAUAUUUCCCUUUGGUGGCUGUGAUAACGUGGACUUAUCACGUCUGUAUCACCUCAAAUCCAGGCUUCAUUCCACUAAUCACAGUGGAAGAAAUUGGAGAAUUUGAGGAAUACUUUGAAUUCUGUGAAAAGUGUAACUCCUCAAGACCAAUUGGCUCCCACCACUGCAAAACAUGUAAAAAAUGCAUUCUUAAAAUGGAUCACCACUGUGUUUGGAUAACGAAUUGUGUUGGACUAUGUAACCAAAAGUAUUUUAUCCAGUUUCUAGUGUAUUUGGAGCUGAUGUGUAUUUUUAAUCUACUGAUAAUUCUGGUUAACAUUGUGGACCUCGUAGAUAAAGAUUAUCACUUGGAUUCUUACAUUUUUGAGCGGAAUUCUCUAUAUUUCAUCUUUGUUAAUUUCCUGAUCUCGGUGCUAUUUCUAUUAUUUGUGUGUAUAAUUCUGAUUAACCAGAUUUGGGCAAUAGUGAGGGGAAAUUCUAAAAUUGACGAAUUAAAAAAAAUAAAAUUCAAAAAAUUAACAAUGAAGGAAAAUUUAAGAGUAAUUUUCGGUAACUCAUUCACUCAACUAUUAUUUCCUGUAAAGAAUAAAAUGUUUAAUUAUAACGAAGAUUUGAAGUUUGAGACCAUAAUUGACAUGAUUAGGAACAAACACUUGGAAAUCACUACAAAAUCAGAAGCCAUAUGA
Messenger RNA from Theileria parva strain Muguga, 825 nucleotides. RefSeq names its product DHHC palmitoyltransferase family protein (gene Zdhhc3). Gene Ontology annotation, molecular function: palmitoyltransferase activity. The record is from RefSeq and is a predicted model, not a curated record. NCBI's taxonomy places the organism in Eukaryota, Apicomplexa, Aconoidasida, Piroplasmida, Theileriidae. Bases 1 to 825 code for a protein of 274 amino acids. The transcript has 9 exons.